UGCAGAUGUCAAUAACACUAUUUGAGACAGCUGAUAAGUUUACAAUAUUUUGGAAACUUAAAAAGGGGUUAAGACAUUCCAAAUACAUUUUUUAGAAAGAAGUAUGAUAAAGAUAUGGGUUCAAAGUUUGGAGAUUUGUUAAAGGCACUUACAAAAGAACAAAGUAGUAAAAGUAUAUUGAAAAUUUUAUCCAGCAUAAGGAAAGGAGUAGAGUGGCCUAAAAAUAAAUCUAAUAUUGAUAAAAUUCGUGAAAUGGGGUCUUUGAAAUAUUUUAUUAUCAAUUUAAAUUCGCGACAUAAGCACAUAGUUGAUGUGAGCCUUAGUAUUUUAGGAAAUGCUUGUAUGGAUUACAACUGUGCGAGAGAUUUAGUGGGAUUGUACAAUAUUAUACAUAUUUUAAGUAAAAUUUUGCAACGUUAUACAAUAGAAGAUAGCAUUAAUGGAAGAAUAUUUAGAAUAAUUGGUAACCUUUGUCAACAUUCUGACGAUUUGGUGAAAAUUAUUUUAGAUCAAGAACCACAAAUUCUCACACAACUUUUGGAUACAUUAAAAAGCACUAUCCAAGAUAUUUCAGAAACCCAUAUAAAUUACUCAGAAGCAACUAUUAUUAUGGGUUUAAGAGCAUUAAGGUAUAUGAUCUCCCGUCAAAGUUUAAAGAAAUAUCAAAUAGUACAAACUGUGGGUAGCCUAUUUUUUAAAAUCAGCCAGGAAUGGCAAAAAAAUAAGUCUCAAGAAAAUACUUUAGAUGCUGUUAUAAACUUAUUAUAUAAGAUAUCCAAAUAUAAAGAGUACGAUACAAUAAUAAUAUUAAAAAAUUUGGAUUGUGGAAAUGCAUUGGAGGAACUGCCAAAAGUGCUACUACAUAAUCCCAGCAAGAUCAUGAGUAUUAUUGUUAAUUUUAUCGGGAUUAGUAAAUUUAAAUCAGAUCUACCGGUACCAGAGAUUUGUACUAAAUUUGUGGAUGAAGUUGUUAGAAAACAUAUAGACGCAGAUACUACAGAAUUCAGCAAAGAAUCCCUGGAGCAUAUUUACUACCUCUGUACUCUUCUUGACCAUCCGGCGAAUCGAAACGGUUAUAAUUGUGCCAAGACUAUUCCACUUUUGAUCCAAGUACUAGAAAAGUUGAAAGCCCCUACAGAUGAUCAUAUAAAAUGCUCCAUUUUGCUUGUCAGCACUCUUAAUAAAUGUCAAUACGAAGAAAGUUUAUUACAAGAUCAAUUGAAAUGUAAUAUUUUAGAUGUCAUUAUUAAAAAAAUGCGAUGGAUUAUUAAUGACACAGAUAUUUAUUCCAAACAUAGAUUCAGGAAAGGUUUUAAGAGAAAAUCUUCUACAUUAAUAAGAAAAUUGCAGUUUGAAGAUGCAGAUGUACAGCUACUGGAAGAUCUCGAAAGGAAGAGAGCAUGUACUUGUUUAGAAUGUGUCGAUGAAAAUUGUACCAUCUAUUAUUCUUAUUCCGGUUUAUCUCCAAGUAUUAUUGCAGAAAACAGACACCGACAACUUUCUCCAGUGUCAAGCGAUGAUGAAUUUAGUUUUAUGUCAAGUUUUAAAUUUGACAGGAGUCCUAGUCCUUGUUCAAGUACGAACAGUGAUUACGCAGCAUUAACUUGGACAUCUCCUUGUUCUAGUCCUAGAUCCUCAAAAAAUGAUGCUUCUUCUUAUUCAGACUCUGAUGACUAUUCCCCGGUUUGCAGUGAAGCAGAUAGCACAGAAUUUCCAGUAUCUGAUUAUUUAGAGGAAGAAUUAGAUGAAGAUUCACAAUCAGAUUUAUCAGAAAUUAAAGAACAAAUCCCUGUUGAAAAAACUCUAGAACAUAACAGCACCACAAAUUUAAAAAUGCGCCUGAUAUCCGAAAUAACAAAAUUAAUAAAAUCGUACGUGAAGAUUGAACCACCAGUUCCACAACUAGCUUCCGAGGAAUUAUUAAUAGCUCUUAUUAACUGUUCGGAAUCUUUCAAUAGCAAACAAUCUACUUACAUCACUACAAUAAACGUUGCUUGUGAUAUUCUUCGUUCACCUUUAUAUUUACUACCUUUGAUGAAAACCACUUUUAUAGAAAAGAUUUAUAAAUUGACGGAAUUAGCACAUACUUCGCGUUGCAUUAUCUGCGUAGAUCAUUCUUGUAUAGGGAAAAUGAUAUUGAAAAGAAUAACGUAUUUAGCGGAAUGUGCAGCAGGAAAAGGAGAUAUCGCUCACGAAUUACUGAGAGCUAAUAAUGAUGUUAAAGUUCAACUGGUCCUAGUUAUUCCUUAUAUUAUAGACGACAAGAAAAUCUUAUCGAAGCUUCUGAUAAAUUGUGGAGGUCUGAACAUCCUGAUGAAGUUGCUAACAGAAGAUUCCAUCUAUAAACAGCGUACGAUUAAAGUAAUUUGUUCGUUGGCUUCUCGGAAACUCAACAUAGCUAAUCCCAGAAAACUUGCUAUGGACAUAGGUGACAAUAUAAGUGUGAGGGUUAAAACGCCGGACGAUCCGGCGAACAUUGUGACGUUUAAAUUAGACGACGGGAGUUGUAUCGAAGCCGACAGAGACGUUUUAAUUGAAAAAUCGGAUUAUUUUAACAGUUUACUCAACGGACAUUUCAAAGAAAAAAACGAAGAAAUUAUUUAUUUACAUAACGUGGAAUUCAAAACGCUAAAUUGUUUAUUGAAUUUAAUCAAAUCGAAUUCGAGUUUGGAUCAAGUCGAUGUAGAUACGUUGUUGGAUGUCAUAGUUUUAAGCGAUCGGUACUUGAUGAACGACAUCUGUUGUUUUGUAAGGAACUACGUGGAAAAACACACGUUUUCCUUUAAAACCGUACCUACAAUUUACAAAUGGUCACUAGAAUCUGGUUUAAAUUUACUUCGGAUCGAAUGUAUUGCAUUCGCUUUGGUAACUAAGCUCAUGGAUAGCAGUAGGUUUUCAAUGUUUGAUGGCUUAUUUGAACUCGGAUAUUCUAAUGAAUUAGUAGAGGAUAUAAGGGCGCUUUUAGUUAGAUAUUUAGGGACGUUUUCGAGAUGAGCAUGAAUGUGAUAUUAUUUUUAUAUAUGACUGACUGUAUUUUUAUAAGGACUAGUAAUAUAUGACUUAUUAAGUUCAUUAUCAUUUAUUACAUCCAUUAAUGUAUCUUCGGACUAACUAAUGGUGGUUGACCAUAUUCUUUGUAUUAAAACUAUUAUGCAGGAAAAUAAUCAAUUAAACUUUGUUUCAAUAAUCCGACGAACAUCAAACUAUUGAGAGCCUCAUAUCUGUUUACAAAUCACCUUAAAUACCAAAUUCCUAUUGUAAUAAAGCGUUAAGAGUCACAUCAAUACAAAAAUCAAAGUAAGUAAUUUGAUACGUUAAGGUGUUCCAAGUCCAAGUGUCCUUUAAACAAAUGGAAUCGCUUAACUAUGACGUUGGUUCCCAUUAGAAGCGGUCGGUUUACAAUAAAUCUUAACGAAUACAAUAAUAAAUUGAAUUUAGGUAGGUGAAUUUGUGAUUUUUCAGUCACAUUAAUAUAAGACAAAAAUUAGGUAAUCCGAGACUAUACGCCAAUAUAAAAUAAAAGUAAUUUGAUACGUUAAUGGAGCUUCAAGUGUCUAAGGGACACUUUGAAUCGCUUAACUAUGACGUUGGUUCCCAUUAGAAGCGGUCGGUUUACAAUAAAUCUAAACUAAUAUAAUAAUAAAUUGAAUUUCGGUAGGUAAAUUUAAUAUAAGACAAAAUUCAAGUAACCUGAGACGUUAUGUUAAUGGAGGGUUAAAUAAAGGACAUGUUGUAUCUCUGUCUGGGUUAAAUUCGUGCAAUAUUGCCUAAUUUUAAAUAGAAUGUCAGAACAACAUCCACAUUACUUCCUCAUUCGAUUUUUUAUUGGCCCAGAAAUGAAAUAAAACAAUUUUUAUUAAAUAUAUGGUU
Diorhabda sublineata is the source of this 3870-nucleotide messenger RNA. RefSeq lists its product as uncharacterized. Gene Ontology annotation, molecular function: protein binding. Lineage: Eukaryota; Metazoa; Arthropoda; Insecta; Coleoptera; Chrysomelidae. The coding region runs from base 115 to 2994 and encodes 959 amino acids. Gene Ontology annotation, cellular component: cytosol. Gene Ontology annotation, biological process: anatomical structure morphogenesis. The record is from RefSeq and is a predicted model, not a curated record. The transcript is spliced from 8 exons.